Molecule: messenger RNA, 368 nt
Organism: Castor canadensis (American beaver)
Lineage: Eukaryota; Metazoa; Chordata; Mammalia; Rodentia; Castoridae
Source: RefSeq, a predicted model, not a curated record
GCAGCUUGGAGCCUCUAAGCAGAGAGGCACUGUCCAGCUCCCAGAUGCCAGGCCUUGUGGGGAGCAUGACCCUCAUGGGUUGGAUCACUGGUGCUGUGGUGGCUGUCCUGUUGCUGCUGCUGUUGCUGGCCACCUGCCUUUUCCACAGACCACUGGACCAUGAUGUGGAGAGGAACCACCCAGCUGUCCGGCGAGCCCAGCCUCGGCUCUUUCAGGGCCGGGGUCUCCUGGGAAACUUUCACCAUCACCAUCAUCAUCGUCACCCUGGUCAUGUGUCCAGUGUGGGUGUCCAGCACCAUAACUAUCACCACCAGCUGCACCUCCACCACCACCACCACCUCCACAAGGCUCAUGGAGCCCGCCGCUGA